Messenger RNA from Momordica charantia (bitter melon), 1474 nucleotides. RefSeq names its product glucan endo-1,3-beta-glucosidase 11. Gene Ontology annotation, biological process: carbohydrate metabolic process. Gene Ontology annotation, molecular function: hydrolase activity, hydrolyzing O-glycosyl compounds. The record is from RefSeq and is a predicted model, not a curated record. NCBI's taxonomy places the organism in Eukaryota, Viridiplantae, Streptophyta, Magnoliopsida, Cucurbitales, Cucurbitaceae.
UCUUCUACACAAAACAUUCCUUCAAAAGCAUCUCAAACAUACCAAAAAUUUCUUAACUUUCUCCCUCUCUCACUGCCAUGAUCCAUAUUUUUCUCUUAUUUUCUCUCACAUUCUCAGGAGUUGAAUCUCUAGGAAUCAAUUAUGGGCAAGUGGGAGAUAAUUUGCCACCGCCGGACAAAGUUCUUGAAUUGCUAACUUCUCUUAAGAUCUCCAAAGUAAGAAUUUACGACACAAACCCUCAGAUUUUGGCCACAUUUGCCAACUCCAAAACGGAGCUUAUUGUGACAAUAGAGAAUGAGAUGCUAAGCCAGCUGAUGGACCCUCAACAAGCAGUCCAAUGGGUUGCCACCCACAUCAAGCCCUACUUCCCGGCGGCGAGGAUCACGGGGAUCGCGGUCGGGAACGAGAUAUUCACCGGGAACGACACGACCCUGAUGGCGAAUCUCGUCCCGGCAAUGAUCAGCAUCCACAGCGCCCUGGCUCAGCUGGGGCUAGGCUCCUACAUUCAUGUCUCCACUCCCACUUCAUUGGCUGUUCUUGAGGAAUCUUUCCCUCCUUCAGCUGGUAGCUUCAAAACCCAAGUCUCGCCCUACAUUUCUCAGUUUUUGCAGUUCUUGUCAAGCACAAAGGCACCAUUUUGGAUCAAUGCUUACCCUUAUUUUGCUUACAAAGAUAACCCCAAUAAAAUAUCUUUGGACUAUGCUCUUUUAAAUCCAAUGUCUUAUAUGGUUGACCCUUCCACUAAGCUAAAUUAUGACAAUAUGUUGUAUGCUCAAGUAGAUGCAGUGAUUUUUGGAAUGGCAAGAUUGGGUUUUGAUGGGAUUGAGGUGAGGGUUUCAGAGACAGGGUGGCCUUCAAAAGGAGAUGAUGAUGAAAUUGGAGCAACAGCUGAGAAUGCAGCCAUUUACAAUAGGAAUUUGUUGAGGAGGCAAUUGGCUAAUGAAGGAACUCCUCUAAGGCCAAAUAUGAGGCUUGAAGUUUAUCUUUUUGCUCUCUUUAAUGAAGACAUGAAGCCUGGUCCUACCUCUGAGAGGAACUAUGGCCUCUACCAACCUGAUGGAACCAUGGCUUACAAUGUGGGCCUCUCUGCCUUGUUGAGUUCUUCUUCAACCUCUUCUGCAUCAAUCUCUCUCUCUUCGUCCGCCUCUAAGACAGCAGCAAUGGAAUAUCAAAGCUUAGUGUAUUGGAUGUUUGUGUAUUUGCUGGUUGGCAUCCAGAUUAUUCUGACGAGAAGACCAUUUUAGAGGAAAUUAGUGGAAGCUUUAGAAGAUUGAAGAACAAGAAAAACCUUUAAAUUAUCAGCUCCCAAAGCUAAUUAAGCCCUCAUUUAUUAACUUUAAUUUCUUAAUUAGUGUUCAUUGUUGUAAAAUGGCCUUUCAUUUGAUUCUUGUGUAGCCAUAAAUUAAAUUGUUCAUGUAUAGCUCUCUCUCUCAUGUACGUAGAAAGCAAAAAGGCCAUGCAAUAUGCCAUUCGU